Gaeumannomyces tritici R3-111a-1 is the source of this 1188-nucleotide messenger RNA. RefSeq lists its product as hypothetical. Bases 1 to 1158 code for a protein of 385 amino acids. The transcript is spliced from 7 exons. Lineage: Eukaryota; Fungi; Ascomycota; Sordariomycetes; Magnaporthales; Magnaporthaceae. The record is from RefSeq and is a predicted model, not a curated record.
AUGGCAUCAGGGACGAAGAGCGGUGACUUGCUAGUCGGCACGAUCGCACCUUUUCUUGUUGCGCUCCCGUUCGUCAUCAUCCGGCUUUACACGGCCUCCUUUAUCUUCAGGAGGUGGUCAUGGGCAGACACACUCCUGGUCGCAUCAGUGGUUUUUGCCGUGGCGUGUACUGGUGUCAAAAUCGCAGUGACCGAAACCUACGUCAAAGGUCCUCGCGGCAACUGGCUGGUCGGCAACGUCCUACUGAUAUACAGGUUGAUCGGACUGAUCGCGUUCCCGUGUCAGGCCGUCUCCACGGCCCUGGCCAAAGCCUCGGUGGCGCUGCAUCUCCUCAACUUCGCGGCGACGCGGUCCAUGAAGAUGCUCCUGUGCAUGGUGAUAGGCGCCGUGGCCACCUACAGCGUCGCACUGGUCAGCUGCUCGAUCGCGUGUACAGUCACCGUGCGCGGCCUGGGAGACGUGAUAUUGGGCAACAAGAGUGUCAUCUGCGUACAUGCCACCGAGUCGUACAUCGUGGGCGGCUUGUUGAAUUCCCUUACCGACUCGAUCCUCCUACUUGUUCCUAUGUGGAUUUUAAAGCCACUGCAGAUGAGCUGGAGCCGCAAGCUCGCCUUGCUGCCUAUCCUGAUGGCUGGCGGCUUCGUCUUGGGCGUGAGCCUCGUCCGUCUCAGAUACUCGUGGCGUUUACGGACUGCCGCAGGCAGUUCUCCCCAGAGCUGGAAAGAGAGCUCGACGUGGAACAACCUCGAAAUGUGGGUGGGCAUCAUCUGCUGCUGUCUGCCGUCGCUCGGGCCCUUCUUCCGACAGGGGGCGAAACGGUUCAGCCGCGACGUCGUCGACAAGCGCCCCAAGAUCAUGGUCACCAGCACGGUGACGACGGUCGUCUCCGGGCCGUCGUGCUGUCUGAGCCAGAGCGACUCCUUCGCGAUGCACUCGGUCGGCGUCGAAGAGGAGCGGCACUACACGAGGCUUGAGGUUCCUAGCAAAGACAUGGCGGCGCCCAAGCGCGCCAGAGAGGCCGCCGCGGCCCAGAGCGAGGUAGCGGAUUCUUAUCCGCAGCUUCCCCCGCACCUGGUUUUGACGCCUUGCAAAGGCAGCGUGGUGGCGUCGUGCAGUCGAGCCUCGCUGCCAGCCAAGCCGUCGCCGAUAUACCGAUAAUCAAGACAGCAAUUGUUCAAUCCUGUUGGG